Molecule: messenger RNA, 490 nt
Organism: Staurois parvus
Lineage: Eukaryota; Metazoa; Chordata; Amphibia; Anura; Ranidae
Source: the annotation of a GenBank genome assembly
CAUCAGGGCACUGAUGAUCAGUGCCCUGAUGAUCGGUGCCCAGCAGUGCCACCCACCAGUUCCGCCCACUUGUGCCCGGCAGUGCACCCACCUGUGCCCAGCAGUGCAACCACCUGUGCCCAGCAGUGCCCACCAGUGCCACCCAGCAGUACCACACGCCUGUGCCCAGCAGUGCCAUCCAGAAGUGUCACCUACCUGUGCCCAGCAGUGCCACCCACCUGGGCCCACCAGUGCCACCCACCAGUGUCCAUCAGUGCAGCCCAGCAGUGCUGCCAAACAGUGUCACCAGUCAGUGCCCAGCAGUUGUGCCAGUCAGUGCCCAGCGGUUGUGCCAGUCAGUGCCCAGCAUCAGUGCCACCUAUCAUUGCUGUCUAUCAGUACCCAUCAUCAGUGCCGCCUAUCAGUGCCACCUAUCAGUGCUGCCUAUCUGUGCCACCUCAUUAGUGCUGCCUAUCACUGCCCAUCAGUGCUGCCUAUCAGUGCCCAUCCG